GUCUUGUCAGUAUCCGUAGUUAGAAUCGUUGCCUAGAAACAGCUAUCAACAAGAAGCAUACUGUUGCUAGUAUUUAAAAGUAAAGGUGGAUACAAGUAAUUUCAGUAAAUAAACUACUGAGGAAAAACUUCUCCAGGUCAGAUAUCCCUAGUUAUCGCCCAAGCUUAUCCUACAAAAUGUCAGUGCCUUUCUCUAACACUCACCUGCGGAUCCCACGAGGGUUUGGUUCUAUCCUGGAGGGACUAGCCAGAGAAGUCAUACGAGACCAGCCUGAAGACAUCCCUGAAUAUGCUGCACAGUACUUCGAAGCGCUUCUCAAACAAAGAGAAGAGAGUGGCAUGGACCCUGCUGAGUGGGCUGCUAAACUGGAAGAUAGAUUUUACAACAACCAUGCAUUCAAGGCUACUGGGGCUAGCGCUGAAAAAGAGCCUGCAGCAGAGACCACCAUCUCCCAAGAAAAAUCAUACGAGUCCCAAACUGAAGAUGAAUCAAGUCAUUCAGCAGAAGCCUCAAAUCUUUCCACCACACAACGUAAUGUGUCUGAAGAGGGUGAUUUAACUGAAAGCAUGGAAGAUGAAGAAAAAUACUAUAUUACAGAGAAACACAUUAUUUCCGUGGAAAAAGGACUAUCAGAAGAGGAAUCUGUCAAUAGGCUUCCAGCUGCAGAUGCACAAUCAGAUGAACUGAGUGGGACAGAGGAGGAGAAAGACUCUGUAUUAAAUGCACUUGAUAGAGUUGACAGGGCUGCCAAUCAGAAAGAUAGCAGCUCUGUCCCAGACCAAGAUAUACCUCAGACUGAAUCAGAGUCCACUGACUUGUUAUCAUUCAGUGGGGUCUCUAAUGUAGAUGUGUGCGCUCAAGAGUUAGGAAUGGCACAGGAUGAGGCUAAACAAGAGACUGCAGUUAUAGAUAAGGACAUUGUAGACUCAGAAGGAGAGGAAAAUACUGAAGUUGAAGAACAAGUGGUGGCCUUUGGUUACUCUGGGCUGGCUGAUGUGGAUGUCUGUGCUACAGAGCUCAGAGGAACAGAGCAAACAGUGGAAAGAGCCACUGCUGAAAAUGAUUCACAUGACGUUGAAGAAGAAAACAUGAAACCCCAGCCCGAGGAAACUCUUGAACAAUCAUCACUGUCUCAAUAUGAAACCCCCGAGGGCAAUCAACAAGAAGCAGAAGAUCAGGCAGAAAAAACAAAGGAGGAGGAAGGAACAGAGACUGAAACUCCUUUUGGGGAAACACAUGAAAGUUUAGCUCAUACUGAGGUUGGUUUAGAUAGUAAUGUUAAACCAAAGGAGGAUUCUUUGGUUGAGAUUAGCUUUGACGAUGUCCCAGAGGCUCAGAUAUUAGAAAUGCAACAGGAGGAAGAGUCCAGGGAGGUUACUGCAGUGGAAACAGACCAAAAUAUAUCUGGUACACAACACCACGAUGAACCUGAGAUGGAAGGAGCUGAAAAGGAAUUUACGUCUGAAAUGGAGGAAAUGGAAAGUCAGCACAAGGCAUCUGAUAUAAGGAAGGAGAAGGUGGACACAAAUGAUUUUAAUUUACAUGACAGUGAUGAUGAUGAGACAGGAGAAGGUGUUAGAACCAUCAGCUCAUCACAUCAGCCCACCACCAAGGCAGACAAAGAGAACCUAGAGGAUGAAACUGAUCAUAUGAACGAAGAUAGCGAGAAAAUAAGAGAAGGUGAAUUUUGCCAGAAUGAGGAUUCUGUGGAAGAGACAAAGUCAAAUGACUUUAAAGAAGAUAAGACAACAGACACAGUUGGAGGAGACAAGGAGGACAUACAGACAGAGGAUUAUAACGAGAUGGAGGAUGAAGACGUUAAUGAUGGUGGCGCAGAAAAUCAUCCAUCACUAGUAACCCAGUCUAAUACAUCAGCGGCAAUGGAGGCAGAGAGUGAAUCUUUAGGGGCAAGUGCACAACAUCUACCAGAGGAGAGACAGAGAGCACUUGCAGAGUCACACCCAGAGGAUACAGGGGAGGAAAAGGGGGUCACAUUAAAGGAAGCACGGGAAGUUGUAGAAGAAGGAAAGAUGGAUUCUGAAGUACAAGAGAAGAGUGAUGUAAUGUGUGAAGAGGAGAGCAUCAGCCUCGCUCAUAUUGCAGAUCGGACAGCUGCUGACCACCAAGGAGAAGAAAGGCCACUUGGGUCAGAAAAGGACACCACAGAGCCUGAAGGCAAGAGUAGCAACAAGGUAAAAUUAGAUUCUUCUUCUUAAUACAUAUGUAAUGUUAUGGCACAUAACACUGAUAAAAUAGCCUUGAUUGCUUACCAUUUGUUGCCAUAAUUUGUAUAAUUUGAAUUCUCCUCUACUUUUAUCAGCAGGAAAAAUGUUCACACAGUUUCAGAAAGAGGUGUCUUUAGCUAGGCUACAGUCUGCUCUGCUCCCAUUCCUGUCUCAGGCAGCCCAUAUAAAUAAACCCUUCAAGGAUGUGUCUGAUCAACAGUGGCCCUCACGUUUUUUUCUCCCCUGGGCUCUCUAGGGGAAGUGAUUGAAAACAUCUCCUAAAUAGUCCUUUUUCCAGAUGACGUAUGUUAGCUGCUCUGAUAAAGUGUGAACGUUAUUGAAGCAGGUCACAAUCAAAUUUGUCUCAACUGAAAUGCACAGAAAGUGUAGUUUCUGUCUCAAAGUUCUUUGUCUUUGCUCAUAUACAGGCGUCUUCAAGAUGCUAUUUGAGGCCUUUCCUCUGCUACAUGCUCAUAAAACUGUAAUACAGUUGCUUUGUCAGUGCCAGAUCCAAACCUCUUCUCGGGAGCCACCACAGCCUCCACAGACUGAAACUUGAUUCAGUUAAUCUAUCAUCAUAAAAGACAGCCUGAACAAUUUGUCUUGUGAAUUAGGCCUUUAACAUUUUUACUGCUGUCAC
Lates calcarifer (barramundi perch) is the source of this 2865-nucleotide messenger RNA. Its product is annotated as enolase-phosphatase E1. The transcript is spliced from 5 exons. Gene Ontology annotation, molecular function: calmodulin binding. The record is from RefSeq and is a predicted model, not a curated record. NCBI's taxonomy places the organism in Eukaryota, Metazoa, Chordata, Actinopteri, Centropomidae. The coding region runs from base 177 to 2216 and encodes 679 amino acids.